Messenger RNA from Didymodactylos carnosus, 690 nucleotides. The record is from the annotation of a GenBank genome assembly. NCBI's taxonomy places the organism in Eukaryota, Metazoa, Rotifera, Eurotatoria, Philodinida, Philodinidae.
AUGAAAUUUUAUCAGAAUAAGCGCUUUACAGAAAUACCCUAUAUUUACAUCAUUAUUAUUGUUGGCAUAGUUGCUUGUAUAGCGAUCGGAUUCUUCUGGAAAGUUACUGCACACAUAUUUGGCGCAGAGCGCAGUGUAGCAUUGUUAGCAGCUACCUUCUCGUUAGCACUGUUGGAUUGUUCAUCAAGUCUAAUAUUUGCCGAUUACAUGAAACGAUUCCAGCCACAAUAUUUGAAUGCAAUGUUUUUUGGUGAAAGUUUUACGGCUACAAUUCCAACAAUACUUGCACUGAUACAAGGAGUCGGUGCUUAUCCAUUAGCAUGUGUUGUUAGUUUAAAAUAUCCAAUACUUAAAAUUAAAUGGAUUAUUUUCGGAACACUUGUUUCUUUUAUUGCUUGCAUAUUCAUUCUCCACAUCGCGUCCAAAAGUCCAUGUCCAAUGUUGUCUGAUACUAUGCAGGGUGGUAUGUUAUUAACAUUUGUGUGGUUUCUUUCGUCGUUUUCAGGUGGCUAUGCUCGAGUAGUAAGUGGAAAUAUCAUUAAACGAUCAUGGAAAAAGACAUCGGGAUUAUUCUGGUUUGGUGUCACAGCACAGUCAGGCGUAUGUUUUGGAGCAAUACCCAUGUAUGUUGUUAUUAAUACAUUUAAAUUGUUGGAAGACAGACGCCCGUGUGAGAAAUAUUGUCUAUAA